AUGUCGCAACAGUUAAGCCCAUCUGACUAUACACAGCUCCUUGAUCAAGCAAUCAGGAAAGUCCAAGCUACAUUAGAAUCACAGCCAAGUUUGUUUCAUCCAAGAGUUCUCAUAAUAUGCGGAUCUGGAUUAGGAGGUAUUGUGAAUUCACUUCAUGAGGAACCAAGAAUCGAGAUUAGUUAUGACAAUAUUCCGGGAUUUAAAUCAUCGACAGUUGCUGGACACGCAGGCAAGCUAGUAUUUGGCCUUAUGGGCUCAAAUAGGGUGCCAGUGAUGUGUAUGGUGGGCCGAUUACAUUUUUACGAAGGGUAUACUUUUCAAGAAACAACAUUCCCUGUAAGAUUGGCACUGAAGUUGAAUAUCCUGACUAUCGUAGUUACGAAUGCAGCAGGUGGUGUCCGUCCAGGUUUCAAGCCCGGCGAUUUGAUGUUAAUUAACGACCAUAUUAAUUUUCCUGGUUUGGCUGGGUUUCAUCCUUUAAAGGGGCCGAAUUUGGUUGAAUUUGGUCCUCGCUUUCAACCUUUGUCUGAUGCUUAUGAUUACAAUUUACGAAGGCUAUUUAUGAAGAAGGCUAGAGAAGAGUUGAAAAUAAAGCGAAAUAUUUUCGAAGGAACUUAUUUCUUCGCUGCUGGCCCGACCUACGAGACAAGAGCAGAAGUGAGAAUGAUUAGAGCAUCAGGGGGUGAGGCUGUUGGUAUGUCCACUGUACCAGAGGUCAUCGUUGCUCGUCAUUGCGGAAUAAGAGUUCUUGCGUUAUCCUUGAUUACGAAUACUUGUGUUGCUGAUAAACCACCAAGUGCUUUGGAGGAGGAGCCUAAGCCAUUAGAUGACGGAAUGGCUUCUCACGAAGAAGUUUUGGAGGCAGCAAGAGAGGCUUCAAAAGAUGUAGAAAAAAUAGUAGAGGCAACCAUCAACGAUUUAUAA
Molecule: messenger RNA, 924 nt
Organism: Priceomyces carsonii
Lineage: Eukaryota; Fungi; Ascomycota; Pichiomycetes; Serinales; Debaryomycetaceae
Gene: PNP1
Product: purine-nucleoside phosphorylase
Exons: 1
Coding region: 1-924 (307 amino acids)
Biological process (GO): nucleoside metabolic process
Cellular component (GO): cytoplasm
Molecular function (GO): purine-nucleoside phosphorylase activity
Source: RefSeq, a predicted model, not a curated record